AUGUCGUUCUCAAAUCUCGUCUCCGAUAUCGCCUUUCGAGACUCCCAUCCGGACGAUCGUGGCUCCCAGAUCUCCCAUGCUCCAUCCCGGACGGCCCGGUCCUACACCAGCACAACGGCCACGAGUGUCAGCAUCUCCGGGGAUAUUUCCAGCCAGCUGCACGCCGGGUACAGCCACCCCCUGAGUAGAUCAUGGCAGGCAGAGAGGCAGCUCACCAAGGAUAUGCUCAUCUACCCGCUGUUCAUCACGGAUAACCCCGACGAAGAAACCCCAAUCCCUUCCCUACCAAACCAGUACCGUCGCGGCGUCAAUCGUCUUGUGCCCUUUCUCGCCCCGCUGAUUCGGAAGGGACUGCGCUCCGUGAUCCUCUUUGGAGUUCCCCUUCAUCCCUCGGCCAAGGAUGCGCUCGGCACCGCGGCCGACGACCCAGCAGGCCCCGUCAUCCAAGCCAUUCGUCUUCUCCGAUCUCGCUUCCCCAAGCUCUAUAUCACAACCGAUGUCUGCCUCUGUGAGUAUACGUCACAUGGGCACUGUGGCAUUCUCCGGGAGGAUGGGACCCUCGACAAUACACAAUCGGUGGAUCGGAUUUCCGAUGUGGCGCUCGCAUAUGCCGUUGCCGGAGCGCAUUGCGUUGCUCCAUCGGAUAUGAAUGACGGACGAGUCCGCGCUAUCAAGCUCAAACUGAUCGAGGCCGGCAUCGCCCAUCGCGUGUUGCUGAUGUCGUAUAGCGCCAAGUUCAGCGCUCCCCCGGGAGGUCGUGGUCUUGCUCGGCGUGCGAUUCAAAGAGACAUUGCCGAGGGUGCCGACAUCAUUAUGGUGAAGCCGGCGAGUAGCUAUCUGGAUAUCAUUCGAGAUGCCAAGGAACUGGCACAGGAUAUGCCGGUUGCAGCCUACCAGGUCAGUGGCGAAUUUGCCAUGAUUCAUGCGGGUGCGAAGGCGGGAGUGUUUGACUUGAAAGCCAUGGCCUUUGAGAGCACGGAGGGCAUUCUCCGAGCAGGGGCAGGCAUUGUACUGACCUACUUUGUCCCGGAAUUUCUGGAUUGGCUCUGA
Penicillium canariense is the source of this 1050-nucleotide messenger RNA. Its product is annotated as porphobilinogen synthase HEM2. The transcript has 3 exons. Gene Ontology annotation, cellular component: cytosol. NCBI's taxonomy places the organism in Eukaryota, Fungi, Ascomycota, Eurotiomycetes, Eurotiales, Aspergillaceae. The coding region runs from base 1 to 1050 and encodes 349 amino acids. Gene Ontology annotation, biological process: heme biosynthetic process. The record is from RefSeq and is a predicted model, not a curated record. Gene Ontology annotation, molecular function: porphobilinogen synthase activity; zinc ion binding.